Ceratitis capitata (Mediterranean fruit fly) is the source of this 2464-nucleotide messenger RNA. RefSeq names its product zinc finger protein Elbow (gene elB). The transcript has 4 exons. Bases 1 to 1734 code for a protein of 577 amino acids. The record is from RefSeq and is a predicted model, not a curated record. NCBI's taxonomy places the organism in Eukaryota, Metazoa, Arthropoda, Insecta, Diptera, Tephritidae. Gene Ontology annotation, biological process: negative regulation of DNA-templated transcription. Gene Ontology annotation, cellular component: nucleus.
AUGUUUCAUCAUGUAAGCUCAAAGAUAUUAACGCAUGACUUAAGGCCACUCACAAAUACGUUUUUUCAACAAAAGUUGAUAACUCAACUGGACGCCAAGAGCAGCCCGCUAGCCUUGCUGGCGCAGACGUGCAGCGCAAUCGGUGCGGACACCACAAACCCCAAACUGUUAGCUGCGAAUAUUGAAAAAUCAACCAAAUCAGCACUGAAAUCGGGAAACAUGGAUGGACGUGAUAAAUCAUCGCCGGUGAGCAGUCAAUCAUCCUCGGUAUCAACCGGUUCCGUUGAGCACAUCAAAUCCAGCUUUAAGCCGUACGAGUCGAAUAAUAAUCUAACCAAUAACAUAAACAACAACAAUCAUAUGCGUGAAAGACUUGAAGCGGAAACGGAGCGUGCGACCAAUUUGAGUACCGGCGGCGCGUCGGCGAACAGCUUAAAUCUCAUCGGCAAUGGCGGCCGAGUGCGUACACCAAAGAGUAAUGGCAGCGGUGGCAUUAUGCUAUUGAAUGGCCAACAGCAUGCAGCGCAACAACUGCAGCAACAACACCAACACCAGCAGCAACAACAACAACAACAACAACGUUGUGAUUCAAACCAAAGUGCCACCUCACAGCGUGAUUCACCAGCGACCGGCAUGAAUGGCCUGCGAAAGAGUUCCCCCAAUGGCUCCGCCGGCGCCGUUAUAGACUUACAACAGCGCAUUAGUAAUAGCAGUAGUCCCCAACAGCGUGCGUCGUCCAAAGAAUCGGCUACAUUAAGUCAUGCGACGAGCAGUACGCAGAUGAGUCCCAGUGCUGCAGCGGCGGCAGCGGCGGCUGCCAGUCAAUCGCGUCUACAAUCUGCUACAGACUCAGCAAUAGCAGCUGCCAAAGAGGCAAACUAUGUGAAGGCGUUACAUGCCGCUGCUGCAGCCGCAGGUGUGCCAACAACGAGCGCGGGCUCCCUAUCGGGCAGUUCCAGUUAUUACGCCGGCUACCCGGGCGCUAGUCCAUCCAGUGGCUUGCCCUAUCCCAUGGACGUUAUGACGGCGAGCGCGCUCAUGUCACAACACCAUCCGAUGUUCAAAGCCGCCGCUUUGCAUCCCUACUUGAAUUACGCGCGCCUGAAGGGCAUCGAUCCCGCCACCAUGAUGACACCCAACAUCUGUCGCGAUCCCUACUGUACUGGUUGUCCAUCAUCACCACAUUUUCUCAACAAAGCCGCCGGCCAACCAUGCCCGGCGGGUUGCCCCCAAUGUGAGGGCGGUGUCGGUAAAACGUCCGCGUUGGGCGGCGGGGGCUCGUCGGCAGCAGCUGCAGUCGCCGCUGCGGCAGCUUCAUCAUAUCAUGCGCAACUGGCUGCGCUAGCCGCCGCCUCACAAAUGCCGUACGUCUGUUCGUGGAUCAGCGCGGAUGCGGCGUAUUGUGGCAAGCGAUUUGGCACAUCCGAUGAGCUGUUCCAACAUUUGCGUACGCACACCGCAUCGCUGCCCGAUUCAGUGCUGAGCGCUGCCGCAGCAGGCGGUAUACCACCCACGCAUCCACUCUUUCAGCGCACCUACCCCACACCGCCGCUGAGUCCCUUGUCCGCCGCACGUUAUCAUCCCUAUGGUAAACCGUCCAUGCUACCGCCACCACUGGCCUCUGCGGCUGGCGCACUCGGCGGCUUACCCAUGCCGCCACAUCCGGCGCUAGCGCAAUACUUUGCGCCUUACUCUCUGUAUGGGCCGCCGCGCAUGGGCUCGUCGCAUCCAUAGUAGGAUGCGGUGGGCGGUAAAGCGCAUGAGGCCUACAGAGCGCAUUUCAAAUAAGCGGACUCGAUUUAUUUGGUGAAAGCAUAUACAAAUAAAAGAAUAUAUAUUUUUUAAUAUCUUCAGUCAAUUUCGACAUUGAAUGUCCUCCCUCUGAUGAUUCCUGUAUCCUGGCGAUAAAAUGAACUAAUUGUGAGUGUAAGAAACGCGAAUCAUAGAAUGCGUUAAGUGCUAGUGAUGUAAUAUAAUAUACGUUUGUAUGUAUGUAUCGCAUGCAAAUACUUGUACUGUUUGUAAUUAUAAUACUAUAAUUAAAUAAUAAUAAUUAAUAUACAAUAUAUAUAUGUAUAUGUAUGUAAUUAUAUAAAAGCAUUUCAGCUCUCUUGCUAAAUGCUAUAAUAAAUAUGAGAAAUAUGAGAGAAGAAUUAUUUAUUUUAUUAACUAAAUAAUUAAAAUGUUUAUCAAAAAAAAAAAAUAAAAAUAAUAAAAAAUGUAUGUAUGUAUAAUCCAAAUAUCACCCCGUACGCGAAUGUCGCGUUGUUGUAUAUUUAAAUGUGUAAAUCACAAAUGUAAUAAAAUUACAAAUAAAUAUACUUUAAGGUUCAAUUAAGUCGUCAUCAAAGAAAUAAUAAAAUCACGUCAAAUACAAAAAUCAUUUAACCGAGUAACAUUUUCUAACAGAUGCCAAUACGAAGGUGAGUUCAAGAUUUACAAGUAUCCUUGGUAGAAUCAUGUC